AUGUCUCAAGACGAACAAGUUCAAGUUCCAAUGAACGAAGAAGAACCAAAAAAGAUAAUUGUUAAAAAACACCGUCUUAUUGUAGAAGAAAGUAAAGAAGAUGAUAUGUCAAUUGUAUAUAUGAAUCCACAAAGAAUGGAAGAAUUGAAUUUCUUUGAAGGUGAUAGUAUUUUAAUUAAAGGAAAAAGAAGAAAAAGUACAGUUUGUAUUGUUAUGGCAGAAGAAGGAUUAACAGAAAAUAUGAUCAGACUUCAUCGUAUGACUAGAUACAACUUAAGAGUUAAGUUAGGUGAUGUAGUUGGAGUUGAAACCCCACAAAAUGUUCCUUAUGCUAUUAAAAUUCAUGUAUUACCAAUUGAUGAUACUGUAGAAGGAAUUACUGGAGAUUUAUUUGAAACAUAUAUCCGACCAUAUUUCAGUGAUGUUUUUAGACCUAUUAAGAAAGAUGACCAUUUUUUGUGCCAUGGAGGUAUGAGAACAGUUGAAUUCAAAGUUGUUGAUAUUGACCCAUCACCAUAUGCACUUGUUGUAAAUGACACUAUUAUUCAUUGUGAAGGAGAACCAAUUAAAAGAGAAGAUGAAGAACGACCAGAUGAUCUUGGAUAUGAUGACAUUGGAGGGUGUAGAAGACAACUUGGACAAAUUCGAGAGAUGGUAGAAUUACCAUUAAGACAUCCACAAUUAUUCCAAGCUAUUGGUAUUAAACCACCAAAAGGAGUGUUAUUAUAUGGACCACCAGGAUGUGGUAAAACAAUGAUUGCACGAGCUGUUGCUAAUGAAACAGGAGUUUUCUUAAUAUUAAUUAAUGGACCAGAAAUUAUGAGUAAAAUGGCAGGAGAAUCAGAAGGUAAUUUAAGAGAAGCAUUUGCAGAAGCAGAAAAGAAUGCACCAGCACUUAUUUUUAUUGAUGAAAUUGAUUCUAUUGCACCAAAAAGAGAUAAGGCACAAGGAGAAGUUGAGAGAAGAGUUGUUGCACAAUUAUUAACACUUAUGGAUGGUAUGAAAAGUAGGUCAAAUGUUAUUGUUAUGGCAGCUACUAAUCGACCAAAUGCUAUUGAUUCAGCAUUAAGAAGAUUUGGUAGAUUUGAUAGAGAAAUAGAUAUUGGAGUUCCAGAUGAAACAGGAAGACUUGAAAUUCUUAAUAUUCACACUAAAAAAAUGAAAAUUGCAGAUGAUGUUGAUUUACUCCAAAUUGCUAAAGAAACACAUGGAUAUGUUGGAGCUGAUUUAGCACAAUUAUGUACUGAAGCUGCUAUGUUAUGUAUUAGAGAAAAUAUGGCACAUGUUGAUGUUGAAGCAGAUUCAAUUCCAGUUGAAGUAUUAAAUGGAAUGAAAGUUACAAUGGAACAUUUUAGAAAUGUGAUGAAAACAUGUACACCAUCAGCAUUAAGAGAAACAGUUGUUGAAAUACCAAAUGUAAAAUGGGAAGAUAUUGGAGGACUUGAAGAUGUUAAACGAGAAUUAAAAGAAGUUGUUCAAUAUCCUGUUGAAUUUCCUGACAAGUUUAGAAAGUUUGGAAUGGAACCAUCAAAAGGAGUUCUUUUCUUUGGACCACCAGGAUGUGGUAAAACACUUCUUGCUAAAGCAGUUGCUUCACAAUGUAAAGCCAAUUUUAUUUCAAUUAAAGGACCAGAAUUACUAACAAUGUGGUAUGGAGAAUCAGAAGCUAAUGUUCGUGAUGUUUUUGAUAAAGCAAGACAAGCAGCACCAUGUGUAUUAUUCUUUGAUGAAUUAGAUUCUAUUGGAAGAGCAAGAGGAGGAGGAGCUGGAGAUGCUGGAGGAUCUGCAGAUAGAAUUUUAAAUCAAUUAUUAACUGAAAUGGAUGGAGUUGGAAAGAAAAAACAAGUUUUUAUUAUUGGAGCUACUAAUAGACCUGAUAUUUUAGACCCAGCAUUAUUAAGACCAGGACGACUUGACCAAUUAUUAUUUAUUCCAUUACCUGACAAAGCAUCAAGAAUAUCAAUUCUACAAGCUAAAUUAAGAAAUUCACCUGUUGCACCAGAUGUUGAUUUAGACUGGAUUGCUGAACAUACUGAAAAUUUCUCUGGUGCUGACUUAGCAGAGAUUGUUCAAAGAGCUUGUAAAGAAGCUAUUAGAGACACUAUUAAUGAAUUAGCUGUUGCUGAAGCAGAAAAGGCAGCACAACCAGAAGAUCAAAAAAUGGAAAUCGAAGUUAAACCAAUGAUUAAAGUUAAACACUUUAAUGCUGCUUUAAGAGAUGCAAGAAGAUCAGUCUCUGAUAUUGAAAUUCAAAGAUACAAUAUGUAUGCAGAAACACUUCUUCAAAGAAGAAGCAUUGGUAAUUUUAGUUUCAAUUGAUUUCUUUAAAUU
This is a messenger RNA of Entamoeba histolytica HM-1:IMSS, 2331 nucleotides long. RefSeq names its product cdc48-like protein, putative. Lineage: Eukaryota; Evosea; Mastigamoebida; Endamoebidae. Gene Ontology annotation, biological process: mitotic spindle disassembly; autophagosome maturation; retrograde protein transport, ER to cytosol. The coding region runs from base 1 to 2319 and encodes 772 amino acids. Gene Ontology annotation, cellular component: cytosol; nucleus; VCP-NPL4-UFD1 AAA ATPase complex. The transcript has a single exon. The record is from RefSeq and is a predicted model, not a curated record. Gene Ontology annotation, molecular function: ATP binding; polyubiquitin modification-dependent protein binding; ATP hydrolysis activity.